GAGUGCUCUGCAGGUCCGUUAGACACACGGGUCUUCACACAGGGCAGUUGGGAUAAGUGAGGCCUAAGCUGAGCCAGCACAUUUGCUGUCUUUUCAUUAAGCGCAAAUCUCAUCUCUGGUCACAAACAUCAAUCAAACAAGUCAUCUACCUGUUACCCCAUUCCAGAGGCCAUCAGGGACUCAUGUUUUCAAGAUAGUUCCACUGAAGGAGGUUAUGGGAGAGAAGGAGCCAUGUCAGAAGAAGCUGUUACUGAGGCACGGUUUUCUCUGAAGACGGUAGCUUUUCGGGCAUUUCAUCUUCCCCUUUCCUGGUAUUAUUCUUUUAUGCAGAUUAAACUUUCCCCUGGGUUAAAGAAGUUGUUCACAGUCACAGCAGUGAGUGCAAUAUCUGUUAUUUUUCUGGCACACCAUUUUAAAAGAAGACGUGGAAGAAAAAACAAACAAGUAUCAGAAUGGGAACCAGGCCAUCUACUAUUAGAAUGUACCAAAGCAGCUGCAUCAGAAAAAGGUUCAAGUUGUUCCAGUAGCCGACAAAAUUUGACUCUUUCUCUGAGCUCUGCCAAGGAAAAAGGAUCACAGUCUUGUAUCUAUGCAAAUGGAGGACUUUUCAGUAAAUACUCUGGCUCAGUUCAGAGUCUGGUCUCGGUUCAGAGUGCCACCUCUUGUCACAGUUGUGCUUGUGCCAAUUCUAACUCCUGGGAUAAAGCAGACGAAGAUGAUAUUAAACUUGUCAAUAUUCCAGUGACCACACCUGAAAAUUUGUAUUUGAUGGGUAUGGAGCUUUUUGAAGAAGCACUACGUCGAUGGGAGCAGGCACUAACUUUCCGUAACAGACAAGUUGAAGAUGAAGCAAGUUGUAGUUCCAUCAAGCUGGGAGCAGGAGAUGCAAUUGCAGAAGAAAGUGUAGAAGAUAUCAUCAGUGCUGAAUUCAUUCAUAAGCUUGAAUCCCUGCUUCAGCGAGCUUAUCGUCUUCAGGAGGAGUUUGAGGCCACCCUUGGGACCUCAGAUCCUGCUUCUCUAGCUAAUGAUAUUGAUAAAAAUACAGAUAUUACUGUAAAGGAUAAUAUGGAUGAUUUUGCCCUUCGAGAUACACUAAGCAUCGCAUCAACAGACUCCUUUGUUUCCACAGCUGAGCUCACAGAGCACAGAGAAAUUCGUAAUACAUAUGGUCUAGAUUCCCUUUGCCAUUGUCCGUUGUAUGAAGAAGCUAUGCACUUAGCAGAAGAAGGCAAAAUUUAUUCAAGAGUCUUAAGGACUGAAAUGUUUGAAUGUCUAGGAGACAGUGACUUUCUUGCUAAGCUUCAUUGCAUUCGACAAGCUUUUCAGAUAAUUCUUUCAGAAACAGCAAACAGAAUAUUUCUUGCUGAAAGUGGAAGAAAAAUUUUGUCUGCUUUAAUUGUGAGAGCACGAAAGAAUCCAAAGAAAUUUGAAGAUGUCUUUGAUGAAAUGAUUUAUUUUUUGGAACAAACAGAUCACUGGGAUAAUACGGAAAUGGAACUUGCUGCUAGAGGAGUGAAGAACUUGAAUUUUUAUGAUGUUGUUCUGGACUUCAUAUUGAUGGAUUCAUUUGAAGAUUUAGAAAAUCCACCAAUAUCUAUACAGAAUGUAGUAAACAACCGUUGGCUAAAUUCCUCUUUUAAAGAAACAGCUGUGGCUUCAAGCUGUUGGUCAGUACUGAAACAGAAAAGACAGCAAAUGAAGGUACCCGAUGGAUUUUUUGCACAUUUCUAUGCUAUAUGUGAGCAUAUUAGCCCUGUUUUGGCAUGGGGUUUUUUAGGCCCCAGGAACUCUCUUUAUGACCUAUGCUGCUUCUUCAAGGAUCAAGUGCUUUUCUUCCUCAAAGACAUUUUUGAUUUUGAAAAGGUGCGAUACUCAACUAUGGAGAGUUUGGCAGAAGACCUUAUGCAAUUAUUAAUCCGACGCACUGAACUUUUAAUGGCCUAUCUUGGAGCAGAUUCACUAAGACAUGUCAGUGCUUGUGUAAGCAGCGGUCAUGGGCAUGUCAUGACCAGUGGGCUCGUAGAAGCAAAAGUACAGUAAGCUUAAAAUACAUGACAAAUGAGAUGGAGUGCACUUCGACAUAAUCCUUCCCACCUUUCUUUCUAACCCCAAAGCUGUCAUUGCUGUUACUGAGCAAACAUCUGAAAAAGUACCAUGUUGCUAAGUAAGGAAAAGGACUCAGGGAGGUUAAGCAUGUGAAAAGAACUGGUGAGCAUAUUAUUGUAUAUACCUAAAUUAAAUUUGCAGCUCAGCCAUCACUGUAUUUAUAUUUAAUGUAUCCCAAAGCUUUUUUCUGUAAUAUUUGGGUAAAAUUUAUUUAUGAAAUGCUGUACUGUUGCCACAGAUAAUUUGUAAGUGAAGCUGAUGGAGUAGUUUCCUUUAAAGGCUUAUAGUGCAAAAUGUUCACUACAGAGUCUCAAAGUUGUUAUGUGUCUAGAUCUAGAAGGUGUUUCAACAGGGUUAUAUGCAGUCUCUGAUUCAUGUGACACGUGCAAUAAAGUAAUCACACUCACAAAAUUGAACUUGUUGCCACUGCCCUGAAAUUACAUUUGUGUGGGUGUAAGCAGUCAUUUUGUACUACUGUGUAAUAAAGAGUGGUGCAGGAAAUGCAGGCACCAUUUGGGCAGUAAUGACUUCCAGAAUGCAUUUUUUAUUUUAUUUUGUUUUAAAAUGUGUAAUAAUCAUGAAGGUGUUUGUUUGAGAGCACUUACUUAUAUCCAAAAAGCUAUGCUAGUUUCACUGAUUAAUUUAAAACUUUUCCUUUUUCUAAAACUUUGAAGACUUUGUAUGGUGGUGAUGAGGAUAAUUCAUAGUUCAUAUGUAGCAUUUCAAAAUAUAUUUUUAAAUCAGGAUGUAUGCUGAGAUUUGUUAAUCGUGAAACAGAAUCAAAGACAGCGUUUUUAUAACUAAAAGCAUUUCAGUCUUCCUCCCUUGCUUGUAGGAGGUCAGUUGUUUACUUAAAGAAAAUUUUGGCAAUUGUGGCCAUCUAUGUGCACGUGCAAAAAUGGUGGCUCAGGAUAUGGAACCCUUAAUUUUCAACAGAAACACAGCAAUGUGGCAUUAGGGAACUUGCAGCAACAUUUUUACUGUGCUAAAGAUAAUAAACAAUAAUGAUCUCUAAUCUUGAAUUGCUGUGAACCGAAACAAUGUUUCAUAGUCAGCUUAGACCUUUAAACUAUGUUUAUGUACACUUUGCCAUACACAAAGCCAGCCCACAAGAAUCUAGCCUAUGUUAAGUAAUACAGACUAAUUCUAAAUAUUCAGAUACUUCAGGAACUUGUUGUUAUAUUCUGGCAUAUUGAAACAAACUUUGAUUAGAAACAUUUCAACUUUUGUUGCAAACACAACCCAAACUGAUGAAACUUGAAGAGGAGGGUUUGUGUUAAUUCCAUAGGUUUUACUGAAGCCAACGUUUUGCUCCUUGGUCAUACUCAUUAGAUAAACGUAAAAACUAUGGAAAUGUCAUAUGACUUGUGUGAAAUACCAACUGGUUAUAGUUCAUAAAAAAAAAAAAAAAAAAAAAAAAAAAGUAUACUUCCCUGUGUAAUAAAACAGAAAUUCCAAAUGCUCUUGCUGCUGCUUCUCUAUUUCAGCCAUUCAAGUUGCUAAACUUGGCACUUUGCUAUAUUUUUGUGUCACUGGAGUAUGUCUUCAGUACCAAAAUGUGAAGGUUUUUUCACCCCUCUCAUUUAGAUUAAACGCAGUUAUCUCCCCUCAUCUAAAAAAUAUCUGCAUUUUGGCAGCUUUUUGCAAGUCUGUGAAUGAAAUUAUAUUAUGAAUAAAAUAUAUAAUAUUAUAUUGAACAAUAAGGUGUCAAACUGGGUUCAGAAUAAAUAGGAAUAGCUGGAAGUAGAAGUAACAGAGUAAAUAGCAUAUUCCAUGGCAAAUAUACUACCUGGGGAUGUGUCACAGGAAGCUCUUUGCUGUGGUUUGGUCUAAUAAAAUGACAUUAAGAAAAUGAUACCUUAACAUUCAUCACAGAAAAGCAGAAACACACAUUCUUAAAGAGGUAAAUGUCUAUUUAAGUGAGUGAUUUUCAGAUUUGUAAAAAAUUCUUGAACAAAGUACAGCCCAAACAUUAUUCAACAGUGUUGAUGUGAGAUUGUUUCCAAAUAAUUUAAUAGCUUGGUCUUCUGUCAAAAAUGAAAGCUGCCUUUUUUUUUUCUUUUAACAAAAGAAUGAGAAGGGUCUAAUGAAACACCAAAAUAUGUAGAAAAUGGAUAAGUACCUGAUAUUAUCUGUUUAAACAAAUGAAAGUGUUCAUGACUUGAAGGGAUACAAGACAUCACAGAGCUCUCAGAAGAUCAUAGAAACAGGUCAGAAAUCAGACUGAUUUUUUCCAUCCAAAAUAAGAGUUACAGUAUCUGGGUGCAGAGAGAUAUCAACAACAAAUAUUUCAUUCAGACUUUGGCUUUUAUUUGUAUGAACUUCCAAAAAAAAAAAAGGAAUGAAGGAAGAAAAAAAUAGGGAGGGAGGGGGGAAAAGAGAGAAGAGAGAAAUGUGCAGGUAUCUCUGAGUCCUUUCAGGCUUUUUGCCAAAAAGUACUUGCAUAUUCUGUCCUUCCUAACUGCAAAGACAGUUAUAAAUUUCAGUGGGAGAUAGCUGUCUCCUUGCUGAGGUUUAUACGCCUUAGCCUGAAGGUGUAUAAAGGAUAUCUGUUGAUAAACUGCCAUCUAGCUUAAGAGUUUCAAGUCUACCAUCUUUGAAGAAUAAAUGCCAGAGCUACACCAAGGCAAUGAUAAUAUUUGUGUGGUUCUACUUUAGUGAAUUCAUAAUCACAAUGAGAAUUUGGUUUAUAAUCUCUAACUUUUUUGAUAGUUUUGAAUGCCACUUUCCACUAAUAAGAUCAAGCUAAAUUUAAAAGCCAUCUUCUAUAGCUGUACUCCUAAGAUCAGAAAAGUUGAAUGUGUAAAGAUUAUACAUGUAUCAAAUAUUUAUAUUAUUUGUAAUUUAGUUGUAAUAUUCUCACUCUUUAUGUGUUCUUAAUGGUUAUUAUACUCCACUUUUGUACUCUUUGGUUUCUGACAAACUAAAUGUGUCAAAUCAUGUGCUGGGGUAAGCAUAUCUGUGAACUUUCUAUUGCCUAAAUGAACUGCAGUUGUGUAUAUUAAAUAAAAUAAUGCAGUGAAAU
Messenger RNA from Oxyura jamaicensis (ruddy duck), 5131 nucleotides. RefSeq names its product mitoguardin 1 (gene MIGA1). The transcript has 16 exons. The coding region runs from base 232 to 2040 and encodes 602 amino acids. The record is from RefSeq and is a predicted model, not a curated record. Gene Ontology annotation, biological process: mitochondrial fusion. Lineage: Eukaryota; Metazoa; Chordata; Aves; Anseriformes; Anatidae.